This is a messenger RNA of Anopheles cruzii, 1927 nucleotides long. It is a transcript of the gene ScpX, whose product is annotated as sterol carrier protein 2. Gene Ontology annotation, molecular function: acyltransferase activity, transferring groups other than amino-acyl groups. The record is from RefSeq and is a predicted model, not a curated record. Bases 117 to 1751 code for a protein of 544 amino acids. The transcript has 4 exons. NCBI's taxonomy places the organism in Eukaryota, Metazoa, Arthropoda, Insecta, Diptera, Culicidae.
CAGUCCGUUUUAGUCUGUUGCUUUGGUUGCACUCUGGUGUGAUAUUGCUUGAGCCGUGAAUUGUAGUUGCAUUUCUUUCGUCACUCGGAACAACUCGGAAUCGGAACACAAACAAAAUGGGUGUCCGAAAAGUGUACGUAGUUGGCGUGGGCAUGACAAAGUUUGAAAAACCGGGACGCCGAGAUGACUUUGACUACCCGCAAAUGGCCAAAGAGGCGGUCACGAAAGCGCUGGCCGACGCCCGUAUCCAGUACGGGGACGUCCAGCAAGCGACGGUCGGUUACGUGUACGGCGAUUCAACGUGCGGCCAACGGGCACUGUACGAAAUCGGAUUCACCGGCAUCCCGAUCUACAACGUGAACAACAACUGUUCGACCGGUUCCACGGCGCUGUUCCUGGCCAAACAACUGAUCGAGACCGGCGCAAACGAUUGCGUCCUGGCGCUGGGAUUCGAAAAGAUGGAGCGGGGCUCGCUAACCUCGAAGUACCUGGACCGUACCAACCCGGUCGAGCUGCUGGUAACGGCCAUGGCCGAAAAGUUCGAAAUCAGCGGAGCCCCCAUCUCGGCGCAGCUGUUCGGUAACGCUGGCGUUGAGCACAUGCAAAAGUAUGGCACCAAACCCGAACACUUUGCGAAGAUUGCGUACAAAAACCAUAAACAUUCCACCAACAAUCCCUACUCUCAGUUUCAGGACGAGUACUCGCUGGAGCAGAUUCAAAAGUCACCGGUCGUACACGAAAUCCUGACCAAGCUGCAGUGCUGCCCGACGAGUGAUGGCUCCGCGUGCUGCGUUCUGGCCUCCGAAAGUUUCGUUAAGCGCCACGGGCUGGAGUCGCAAGCGAUCGAAAUUGUGGCCAUGGAAAUGUCCACCGAUGUGCCCAGUUCUUUUAGUGAAGGAAGCGCAAUGAAGAUCGUUGGCUACGACAUGACUCGCAACGCGGUGGCCAAGGUAUUUGCACACACAAACUACAAACCAAAGGACGUCGAUGUGGUUGAACUGCACGAUUGCUUCUCCGCUAACGAGCUGAUCACGUACGAGGCACUCGGUCUCUGCGAACCGGGCAAGGCCGGUGAGUUCAUUGACCGUGGCGACAACACGUACGGUGGCCGGGUGGUGGUCAAUCCGAGCGGUGGGCUUAUCUCGAAGGGCCACCCGCUGGGUGCGACCGGACUGGCCCAGUGUUCCGAGCUGUGCUGGCAGUUGCGAGGCGAGGCGGACAAGCGGCAGGUUAAGAACGCCCAGCUGGCCCUACAGCACAACAUUGGGCUGGGUGGUGCCGUUGUCGUUGGCCUGUAUCGCCACGGGUUCCCGUAUGCGAAGCGACCCAUCAACCCUAGUCUGACGGCGGCCGGCAAGCUGAAAGACACACCCGAUGGGUUCCUCGUGGCACCGUACAUGAGGGUGUUGGAGGAAGCGAUGCAAGACGAUAAGGAUAAUCUUAUCGAAGGGGUGCGCGGAAUUUAUGGCUUCAAAGUCACCAACGGGCCAGAUGGUGCGGAAGGCUACUGGGUGGUGAACGCAAAGACGGGCAAAGGCUCGGUGAAGUACCGGGGAGCCGAUAAGCCGGACGUGACGUUCAUCAUGAACGACAUCGACGUGGUCGAUCUGAUCUCGGGCAAGCUGAACCCCCAGAAAGCAUUCUUCCAGGGCAAAGUGAAAGUGCAGGGCAACAUGGGACUCGCGAUGAAGCUGAUGGACCUGCAGAAACGGGCCAACUCGCGCAUCGAAGAGUUGCGCGCCAAGCUGUAGGAACCUCCUGGGUGGGAUCUGGGAUGUUGUACAAUUGUAAGAAAUUAUUCUGUUUUUAUUCCACACUUUGUUGUGUUUGACACAAAAACAAAACUAUUGCUAAACCGGGAAUUGGUACGUUGUCUUUUUACUGUAUUUUUCAUAAUAAAACAAAAACGAUGGUGACUGUAUGAAAA